This is a messenger RNA of Fusarium sp. VM40, 912 nucleotides long. NCBI's taxonomy places the organism in Eukaryota, Fungi, Ascomycota, Sordariomycetes, Hypocreales, Nectriaceae. The record is from the annotation of a GenBank genome assembly.
AUGGCAUGUCACAGUACUCUUCAAUUCCAACGCAGAGUCAAACUCAUCUCCCUUGCAACACUCCAACAAUUCACAGACACCGCCGAAAUGAUCAAAACAGCUGUCGUCAGUGGUGGUGCCAGAGGCAUUGGCCGCACUCUUACACGGUACUUCCUCGAGCAAGGCUAUCGCGUGUUCGUCCUGGAUAUCGAUGAGGAGGAAUUGAAAUACACCAUAGAAACACACCUCAAGUCCUAUUUCGAAAAGAAUGCUGUCGGCUCGGCUCUAUGCGACCUACGCGAUACGGAUGCGAUUCACAACAAGAUCCAGGAAGCAGCUGAGUUUUUGGGAGGCCGGAUUCAUCUGGUGAUCAACAAUGGAGGUAUCGCAGCCCCUCACUGGAGAGGUGGCAAGACUGUCAUGGACCGCGAAACACUAGCUGAGUGGCGAGCCUACAUCGACACCAAUCUCACCGCACCUUUCGCCGUGUCGCAAGCUUGUCUGCCGUUCAUGAAGAACGAGAGAGACACAGAGGCAGUCACCGAAGAUCACCACAGCACCGCAGGACCGAGCAUCGUCAACAUCGGAUCUUUCCGCGCCAUGCAAAGCGAUCCCAACCAAGAGGGAUACGCAUCUGCAAAAGCUGGCCUUCUAGGCCUCACGCACAGCAUGGCUGUCAGUCUACAACCCUUUGGCAUUCGUGUGAACCUUGUCGCUCCUGGACGUAUCAAGGCCGCGCACGAAUCAAAACAGGGAGACGAAAUGGGCAUUGCGUGGGCAGAUCUGAACGAGGAGAAGGAUGUCAAGGACCAUCUUACGAAUCGGGCUGGACGACCUCUUGAUAUUGCGCAGGCUGUGGAAUACUUGGCCAAUGCCGGAUUUGUGACGGGUCAGGAUGUCAUUGUCGAUGGAGGAGCGAUGGCGAUCAAAUAG